UUAGUAUUCGUUUUUGUGGAUACGAGACUACAGGCAGAGGCGCGAAGUUCAGAACCAAGAUACGAAACAGCGUAUGCUUGCGAAGGGAAGACCCUCAAGAUCGGCUGCAGUGAGGGUUCAGUCAUUCACCUCAUCAGGGCGAACUACGGCAGGUUCUCCAUAACGAUCUGCAACGACCACGGCAACACAGACUGGAGUGUCAACUGCAUGAGCACGAGGAGUUUACGGGUUUUACACAGCAGAUGUAGCAUGCACCAAAACUGCAGUAUAUUAGCCAGUACAAACAUGUUCGGUGACCCUUGUCCGAACACGCUUAAAUAUUUAGAAGCGCACUACCAGUGUGUACCAGCUUCAACAACUAGUACAACAACAAGGCCUUCACCGCCCUGGCUAAUAACCUCCCAGCCGACUGUCUGGAGAUCCACCGCACCGCCGAUACCGAAAAGUCCAGUGCUGACGCAACAGGAGAAGAAAAAGCCAACUGUGAUCACGCCUCCUACAUUCCGACCUCAUAUCACUUUGCCACCCGAAGUACAGCUAGGAAAUAUUGGCACUAAGAAAACAACAACUCGACAACCAGAUUCAUCAUCCGAAAAGGAACCACCACAAAGCACUUUAGAUAAAGUACCAGAAAUCAAAGAUGAAACACCAAAAGCCGCUGAGCCAGAACCUCCUAAGAUGGACAAACCCAAAGAAAAAGAAGAAGAAGCAUCUGCUGUUACUGAUGAAACUCUACUUCACUGGGUUCCUAAAGAUGAAGAUUCAGAUCCAACGUCACCGGUCCAUAUGCUUCCUAAAGAAAACAGGCCAGAUCCUGAUGUUACAGAUGAUUUCGAUAAGUCAUUUUCAACAAGUGCGACACCUUCAUUAGGCAGAAGAGCCUACUGUCCUCAAAUCAAUGCUCGGGGUCUCCACUGGAACUGGACUUUGGCAGGAACUUACGCUGUCCAACCUUGCCCAGGUGGUGCUACUGGUUUGGCCAGAUGGAAAUGUACUCUAACAAACCAUCAACAUGCGGAAGAAGAACGUCCUAGACGUCGAAGUUCAGGUCUACAGUCUGGUGAAAACUUUUACGAUCUUGGUUUGGAUCAACCCAAUGACAGACAAAUGCAACUAAUUAGAAGGAUAGGAUCAGAAGCUUUACUAAAAGGUCGUGAUGGGGAUUCUCCUGAACAUGUCAUUGACUACCGUGGUACCGCGAGUAUGGCAGAUACACAAGUAAACAAUCUCAUUACCAAUGCAGACAUGAUAUACUCGGAUUCGACUCCUGAAUGGCAUGGUGCUACUCCAGACCUUAGUGAAUGUAGAUCAGUGUGGCUUAAUAGUUUAGAAGCGAGGGUCCGAGAAGGGGAAUCCUUGCUCAGUAUCAGCAACGAUUUAGCACAGGUUACAUCAUCAAAGACCCUGUACGGUGGUGAUAUGAUGACAACUACUAGCAUUAUGAAGAAACUAGCGCAGAGGAUGUCACAAAAUAUUCAAACAACCGACCCGAAUCUAGACCCGAGGCAGAAGGAAGCAAUCGUCACUGAUAUGCUACUUGGUGUUAUUAAGACUGGCUCUAAUCUACUUGAAGAAAGUCAACGUGCGUCUUGGUCCGAUUUAAGCGCAGAUGCUCAAAACCGAGUCGCGAGCGCCCUUUUAACUCAAUUAGAAGAAAAUGCCUUUUUAUUAGCCGACGCUGUUACUAAGGAAAAGACGUUUUUGCAGAUCGUCAAAAACAUCUGUCUUUCUGUGCGAGUUCUUGAUAUAAAGAACGUCGAAGAUGAAACUUUUCCGUCAGUGAUAGCGCAGGAACAGUGGAAAGCCUCUGAGGAUACCAUCACUAUACCAAAAGCAGCGUUACUAGAAAAUCAUUCAGUUGAUCUCGUGCGGAUAGUCUUCUUCGCUUUUGAUCGUUUGGAAGAAAUACUUCCGCCGACAUUUGGAAAGAACCCUGAGUUUGCUGCCUAUACCACCGAUUCUGGAACAUCAACUAGUAUCAACUCUGAAAAAGAAAAGAAAAACGUCACACGAGUUCUAAAUUCCAAGGUUAUUUCAGCAAGUCUUGGAAAUGGCAGACACAUACAAUUAUCUCAAAUGGUGCAUCUUACUAUGAAACAUUUAAAGACUGAAAAUGUUACCAACCCAGCGUGUGUUUUCUGGGAUUAUACAUUGCAUGGCUGGUCACCAGAAGGUUGCCAAGUUGAGUGGUCAAAUCUAACUCACACGGGUUGCGCGUGUUCCCACCUCACUAACUUCGCCAUACUAAUGGACGUACACGGCGUGUCUAUCGGCGCAACCCACGAGAUGGCGUUACGUUGGCUGACUAUGAUUGGCUGUGCGAUAUCCGCGGUUGCGCUACUGGCAUCCAUUCUUGUUUUCCAGUGCUUUAGGAAUAUGAAGUCGGAUCGCGUUCUCAUACACAAGAACUUGUGCGUGUGCUUGUUAAUCGCAGAAAUCAUAUUCAUGGCUGGAAUCGAUAAAACCCAGAACCAAAUCAUGUGCGGUGUCGUCGCUGGUCUGUUGCACUACUUCUUCUUGGCUGCCUUCGCUUGGAUGUUUUUAGAAGGGUUCCAGCUGUACGCGAUGCUGAAGGAGGUGUUCGAGCCGGAGCGGCCGCGCGCGCGCUGGUACUGCGCCGGCGCGUACGCGGCGCCCGCGCUGCUGGUGCUGGCGUCCGCCGCCGCCUUCCCCGCCGGCUACGGCACCGCGCGCCACUGCUGGCUCACCACCGACCACCUGUUCGUGCUCACCUUCGUGGUGCCCGCCGCCGUCGUGCUGGGGUUCAAUUGGGUAUUUUUGAGUAUGGUGAUCUACAUGAUGUGCCGCCACUCAACUGUUUCUAUCAAGGCGAAGGAAAAUAAUAAACUGUACAAAAUAAGAGUAUGGCUCAACAGUUCUGUCGUGCUAGCCGUUUUACUGGGGCUUACGUGGACUUUCGGUCUUUUGUACUUGAACGAGCAGUCGGUGGGCGUGGCCUAUGCGUUCACCAUUUUAAACUCGCUGCAAGGACUCUUCAUAUUCAUAUUUCACUGUUUGCGAAAUGAAAUCUUCCAGAAGGAGGCGCGGCGCCUGUGCGCGCGCCACCCCUGGCUGGCGUGCUGCGCGCCCGCCGCGCCCGCCGACACGCGCCAGGGCUCCGUCAAGAGCCGCCGCUACCAGCACGAGCCCGACGACGUCGUCGACCCGAGAGACGUCACGAGUUACAACUUACAACCUGAGGCGUCGCGGUGGAACCUGCGUCCGACCGCGCCUAUAUACGUACCGAACGAAGACUCGAGGAUCGCUCGGGCGCCCACACCUCAAAACAUACCUCAUAGCUCAUCUCAUUCGCAUAGCAUCGCCUCGAUGCAUAGCUACAGAAACAAUAUCGAAGUACCGAACGAUUACCAGAAUGUUCGGUCGCGGUCGCCAUCUUGUUACUCGAACAAAAUGGCGGCUUCGAUUGGCGCGAACGAGUGGACGCUCAUGCCGAACACGGGCAAUGUUUGGAAGAACACUUCUUCUAAACAUCAUCCAGUCAACGCUUCGACGCUACCCCAUCACGACACUCUAUCGCGACAGAUGGCUCAACAAAGUCACAUUCACAAUCCCUUCCCUGAAUGUGAUGGUCAACUUGCUCCCGGUUCUCCAAGGCAAGUGAUAAAGGACGAGGAAAGUCCCCUACAUCACUCGCAGGGAUACCAGACUACUAGAAGCUACAACCACGACUUCAGGAACCCACACGUCUUUAUGUCUCAACAGUCCCCUGGCAGCCAGGAAAUGAUCUUUCGCAAGCACUACAAGGAAGAGAAUCGACGCAAACACCACCACCACCACGGCAGCCAGAAUGUGAAUCACACGUACUCAGAAAUCGCUUCCCAACAAGGAAGGAUAUACAGGCGGGGGUCCGAAGAAUUUAGAGUGAUCCAGGACGAUCCUGUUUAUGAAGAAAUUGAACGGAACGAGACGCUGAUGUCAGAUAUGUCCGACGACAAUUCAGGUCCAGACAACUGCAGACAAAAUCCCGGUCACCACGGAUCGACUAGCUCCAAAUUUUUCGGAGAUCAUCGACCUCUGAUCUCUUACAGCCCGGGAGAUAGACAUCACCACGAACAAGAGCAUUAUGGGAAAUAUGGAAAAUGGGAAACCUUGGAAAGGCCUUAUGACCCGAGGCACGCGUACGAAAGCGGCAGAUUAAUGCAUCCAUAUCAUCAGCCUCAGGAAAAUAACAUGAGGGCAUUGGCAGCAGUUCUCAAUGGCGAGAAUAACGUCGUGUGCCACUUGGAGCCCCACAAUUCCUAUGAUGUGUACCAGCCCCAGGCUGGAAACCCUAGGACUGUAUCGCAACCCAGUUUCUAA
Molecule: messenger RNA, 4320 nt
Organism: Melitaea cinxia (Glanville fritillary)
Lineage: Eukaryota; Metazoa; Arthropoda; Insecta; Lepidoptera; Nymphalidae
Gene: Cirl
Product: latrophilin Cirl
Exons: 23
Coding region: 208-4320 (1370 amino acids)
Biological process (GO): adenylate cyclase-activating G protein-coupled receptor signaling pathway; cell surface receptor signaling pathway
Cellular component (GO): membrane
Molecular function (GO): G protein-coupled receptor activity; carbohydrate binding
Source: RefSeq, a predicted model, not a curated record